This is a messenger RNA of Trichoderma atroviride IMI 206040, 642 nucleotides long. The record is from RefSeq and is a predicted model, not a curated record. Lineage: Eukaryota; Fungi; Ascomycota; Sordariomycetes; Hypocreales; Hypocreaceae.
UAGAAAGUGUAAUACUGAGCUUAAUAUGGUAGCAUCUAUGAUAUUGAUUUGUGCAUGGUCUUAUCAUUAUCAAUUUCCUGCAAUGUCCUUAAAAUGCCUUUCCCCCGGCGCAUGUCCAUCCAAACAAAAUAAUGACGCCAUAUAUCCUCCAUUGCAUCUUUCUCCAUCUCCCCCAACAGGUUUUUCUUCUAGCUCAAAGAGUCUGCCACACAUGGCACGAUGUCAUCUCUUCAAGCAAAGUCCUUCAAGCUACACUUGUCAUACCCCGAGCCAGCAAAGAACGUGUGUUCCGAUGCAUCUUUUGAGCUAAAUCCACUGCUGCAGUCUCGGUUCUCACCCUCCUUCAAUGCCGACCGCAUGGCCGGAUGUAAUUCCACGUAUGAGAUCGGCCCUUGGGUUCAUUCACACUGGACGGAGAAUAUACAUCCUUGGCCCCCAGAAUCGAGACUCAUAUGUGAUUUCUGAGUUGUCGGCUACCGAUAAUUACGGCAAUAGACAAGAAAAAGAUCCAAACAUGAAGGGUUUCAUAUGAUUUGCGGAUCGAAGCAAUUACCAUCUUCUGCAAACUUGGAUCAAAGGAUCGCAGUGCUUCCAGGCUCCUCGAUAUUUUAGAAAUUACAUCGUCAGCCAAGUCGUCAUUCC